UUUUUUUUAUUUCAUGACACUGACUGAUCAAAUAAGACGUCUUGAAUUGUGUGUUGAAUUAAUAUUAUUAAUUGAAUAUAUUGCACCGUAUACAUAUUUUUAUAAUUAAUUACAGUUAAAACUGAGGAAGACGAAAUGUCGUCGAUAUAUGCUCAGCCACAACCACGGAGGAAAAGAUUUAUACCAAAAUAUGAUGUUGAAGGCGUAUAUACAGUUAUACUUAGUGAAGAAACUCAAACAUUGAUAGAAGCUGCAAUAGGGGUCAACUUAAAUGCUCAAUUUCCAUGGAUCUAUGUAAGUAAGGCCAAGAUUAAUGAGUCCAUAGAAUUAGAAGGUGAAGCAUCCGAAUUUUAUCCUUUAAGAGAAAAAAUACAACAAUACACCGAAGACGACAUUUUGAUGGGCUACAUUGUAGAUGAAUCAAAAGAUGUAGCUCAAUUCUAUAUUUGCCUUACAACUGAAAGCAGAGAUCAUUGCAAACAACAAUCGGAUAGAUUCAUUAAAAGGCAACAGAAAAAGUUAGAAAAAGCAGUUCAAAAAAAACCUCGUCCAUGGGUUUGCUUAGGAAGCGACGCUGAAAUAAUGGAAUUACGGCCUAUCAACACUAGAACUCUUAUGGAACUGGAGAUUAAGGCUAAAUUUCCUACGGAGUAUCAACCGGAAAUGUUUCAUGUAAGAGAUACUAACUCGGUACGAGAUGGUUACAUUGAACUGAAACCAUACAGGCAAAAGUUUAAUAAUGUUUUCCGACGAAGAGUUGAUGCUGCAUGCCAAAUAGCACCUGGUGUAGUUGAUCGUUCUGCUCAAACGCAAUUGAAAUAUCCUAAAAAUAUGUGGACCCAAUCCAUUGCAGACGCUUUAGGGCAAAUGGGUGAUAUGGAUGCAGGUGGUGAUGUUGGGGCGCACCCACAUGAUCCCUUAUUAGAUGAUGAUGAUGACGACGAUGUGAGUUCAGACGAAGACGAAAAAACAAAGAAGCACCCAAUUGAUGACGUAGCGAUGGCUAAUUAUAGAGAAGCUUAUAGACGUUUGCGUAGACCCUCGUACAUAAAAAAGGUUAACGGCUUCUUAUCAACAAAAACCGAACAAAUGGAGUCAAUUAUAGAACUGAAUACAGUAAUGGACAUGUAUUGCAAUGAUUAUCCCAACCUUGUCACUCAGAAACAUGUUGGCACUCUGGGUACCAUGACAUUCGAAGAGUAUGUCUGUUUUACAGACGUCAGAGCAAAAGAUAAAUAUGUUUCCUCCGCGGUAUUUCAUCCAAUGUGGUCCGGGAUCGUUGCCAUUUCGUAUGCUGAUGGUUCACCAACUGUUAUGAAAACUUUGACUACUCGUGCCGAUCCGAUUCAGAGGGCUGUCUAUGGGCUAAACCCUGUAAUGAUAUGGAGCCAUAUUGACAGCUUGAUUCCAAAAUUGUACUUAGAAUCUCCUCGUGAGGUGAAGGUACUUUCAUUUUGUCCUUUUGACGAAAAUAUUCUUGUAGGUGGUUUAGUGAAUGGACAAAUAGUAAUUUGGGAUAUAACAAAUAAAUUAGAAAAUGUCGAAAAAAUUGAAGUACUAACUGAAACAAGGGAAAAAUAUCGAAUCGCUAUGAAUGCUCAUAUGACUUGGAUGAAAACUGUUCAAGAUAGAGCUGUUGUAAACGCUACAGCUCUAAGCAAUUUAAUGACCAGUCAUUACGGGCCCGUUACUGCCAUUAAAUGGGUUUCACCUAAUUUAUUGAUUACACCUACUGGUAAAACGGUAAAAACAGAACAUAACAAAAAAUCAUUAGUAUUUAUGAGCGGAUCUGAAGAUGGAACUAUUUUGAUUUGGAAUUUGUCUGCCGACAAUGUCACUUUUGUCGAUGGUAAAAAAAUAAAGAAAUCGAAAAGAGUUCCAAGGAGACCUUCUGGUCUACUAGUUGACGUAUCACCGCUUAAGAUAUUGGAUCGUAUAUUACAGCCCACCUAUAAGGUUAUAUUAGGUAUUGCAGGUCAACCAGAGACUCUGCAACUGCAAACUCUUGAUUUGGUUCCACCGGUGAUUAAAUAUACUUAUAUUCCAAAAUAUAACUCCACGGGUAGAAAAUAUUUUUAUUGUGAAAUUUUACCAGAUGACGAGCGUGUACCCUUCCCUACGGUAUAUUGUGGCUCCCAACACGGAGAACUUAGACGUGUAUCUUGGGAAGGACACGAGUUUAACACUGGAGAAAUUGUAAACUCUGAAUAUUGCGAUAUCAAAUUUACUUGUUGCAUACAUGAUGGUAUUGUUUCAUGUACUCAGAAAAACCCACUAAUGAAAUCUAUAACAUUGACAGUCGGUGGAAAAAUAUUUGCCAUAUGGUCAGAUAAACUGAAUGGACGUCCAGUUAUAUGGAAAAAAAGGCCCUAUCGCUUGACUGAUGGAGCAUGGUCUCUAUAUAAGCCUAGUUUACUUUUUAUUACGAAUUCCGAAGGCGAUCUAGAAACUUGGGAUCUGCUCUUGAGAAGUGAUAAACCAAUAUCUGUACAAACUCUAUCAGGUACAAUGCUUACAGGGGUCAGUCUGCAUACCUUACCUUUAACUAAAAAUAUUAUCGGAGUUAGUGAUGUUAAUGGAUCAUUUAGAGUGUUUUUGAGUCCACCAAUAUUUAUGUUAUCCAAUGUUAGCUAUGAAAAACGCAUGAAAGCAAUGAUUGGGAGAGAAUUGAAAGUAAUGCAUUCUUUUAUUACUUGGCAAGAUAACUUUAUGAAAAAUAAUCCUCACAUCUUAUUAGAAAUAAAACGAAAGGAAGGCGCACUUUUAGCUGAAAAAGAAGAAGAAAAGCGUCGCCAAAGAGAAGAAAUAGAAAAGAAGAAUGAUGAAGAAGCCGAAGCUAGGAGAUUGGAAAGGAUGAAAAUUGUCGGUCCAGAAGAAAGGUGGCAAAAAAUUAUACAAAAACUAAUUGAAAGAACAAUUGCAGUAAAGAAAAGAAUCAAUAGAGCUUUAUUAAUAGAACAUGAGAAACCACUGCGAGAAUUAGAAACACAACGCUUAGAGAAAGAAAGAAGAAUGUUGGAAAUAAUGAAGAAUCAAAAAGUUAUUUUUAACGACACUGUUGCAAUACUAUUUCCUGAAGCGAUAAAAAAACCUCCCAAAGUUAAGAAAAGUUUGCUUUCGGAUGACAGAGAUUCAGUCAAAAAAGAAUAUUUGGAAGAUUAUAACUAUUUGAGAAAGUCCUCUAUAGAAACUGUACUUCAAAAUCCGUUCAAGGUCGUGUUCUCUUGGGAUACCACGGUUGCGGAAGGUAAAGACAGACGCGCAGCUUUGAAUUCGCAAGAAGAGUAUUUGAAAAUGCAUAAAUAUAGACUUGAAGAAGAAGGUCGAGAUUCAAACUCGGGAUCACCACCUCCAAAACAACCUAGAGUGUCUGAUUUGGAUGACUUUGAUGAUGAUAGCGAAAAAGGGGCACUUUUAAGAUAGAUUAAAACUUGGAUAGACUACUUUAAAUUUAUACUUGUAUUAUUUUUAUUAUGACUGUACUUCUUAAUAAUUAAAAUAUCUGUAUUUGAAUUUAUUAAAAAUGUACAGCUAUACAAGUUCUUACUUAUAUGAGUAAGAAUGAAGUUGGUACAUAACAGUUUAAAAAUCGUUGGGGAGACAUCAAUUUCAUAACAACUAUCAUUGGAAUACAGGUUACGAGUACAUACGAGCUGGUCUGAAUGUUAAAGAGAAAAUAAGUUCUUAUAUUAUUUUCCCAUUUGUAGUAAUCUGUUGAAUUGUAUCGUUUAAUACUUAUAUAAUGUAUUAUUGUGUUAUUAUUUUUCAAUAAAAAUGUGUUAUUGGAG
Messenger RNA from Trichoplusia ni (cabbage looper), 3788 nucleotides. RefSeq names its product WD repeat-containing protein 63 (gene mmm). Gene Ontology annotation, biological process: cilium movement involved in cell motility; inner dynein arm assembly. The record is from RefSeq and is a predicted model, not a curated record. NCBI's taxonomy places the organism in Eukaryota, Metazoa, Arthropoda, Insecta, Lepidoptera, Noctuidae. Gene Ontology annotation, cellular component: inner dynein arm. The transcript has a single exon. The coding region runs from base 136 to 3423 and encodes 1095 amino acids. Gene Ontology annotation, molecular function: dynein light chain binding; dynein heavy chain binding.